Aureobasidium melanogenum CBS 110374 is the source of this 1479-nucleotide messenger RNA. RefSeq lists its product as uncharacterized. The record is from RefSeq and is a predicted model, not a curated record. The transcript has 4 exons. Gene Ontology annotation, biological process: mRNA cis splicing, via spliceosome. NCBI's taxonomy places the organism in Eukaryota, Fungi, Ascomycota, Dothideomycetes, Dothideales, Saccotheciaceae. Bases 1 to 1479 code for a protein of 492 amino acids. Gene Ontology annotation, cellular component: spliceosomal complex; cytoplasm. Gene Ontology annotation, molecular function: protein binding.
AUGCGACGCGGCGGCCAAACCAGGUCCAGCAUUCCAGCCAAACGAUCCGCCGCCGAUGCCCAAGAGGAAGCAUGGGUUGCCAACGAGGAUCGCUUUGUACUCAAGCAGGCCAAGAAGAAGGCCAUCAUUCGAGCUCGAGCUGGCAGAGCAGAUCCCAUCGACCUGCUUGCAGUCACACUACGCGCCCUGGAUGCCACCCGCGAUGGUUACGACAGUGACGACGAUGAUGGAGAACUCCCCGCCGUUGAUCCCGAGGGUGUCUUCGAAGGUCUCGACGACAUUCAACUCGACGAACUGGACAAAGGAAUCGAUACCUACUUGGCCCUCGAGCAUAGCAAAAGUAACCGCGACUUCUGGAGCACGAUGAAAGUCAUCUGCAAAGACAGGCGCCGCGCUGCCCCUGGCAAGUUGCAGACUGCACGAGGAAUGUCGUCGGUGACGCCUGAGAUCGAUCGCUUACUUGCGCCCAAGACACAUGAACAGCUCGAGACGUUGGAAAAGCAGGUCAAAGCGAAGCUGAGAUCUAACGACGACAUUGAUGUUGAUUACUGGGAAAACCUCCUCAAGAGCUUGUCCAUCUACAAGGCCAAGGCCAGGUUGCGUCAAGUGUCUAAGUCCGUGCUGGGUGCUCGUCUGGAAACUUUGCGACAGCAACAAGAACAAGAGGCGUCGGCCCUACGCAACAAGAUCAGAGAAACCCUGAAAACAUCCUCGCUCGCCUCUUCAGAAGAACAGGCUCCACAUGCAGACUCACCUGCUACCUUGGAUCCGGAGCCAUUGCUACGCUUGAAUCCAGGGGACAAAUCAUUAACCUCGUUAGAAGAGGACGAGUUCAAGCAGAAAUUGAUUCAAGAUAGACGGAGGGUCCUCAAGCUAGGCUACAUUCCGGCUCGCCAUGGCACGAAGACAUCCGGUACCGAUCUCGCCUUGUCUUCUGAACCAAAGCGGGACGAUACAUCGAGGGUCACAAGUGCAUUGUAUGACCGAGAGGCUGCGAGGGGUUUCAACGACAACGAAGAAGCAUUCAACGCCGAGGAGGACGUCUCGACCGGAAGGCCUAAAUGGGCAGAGACAUAUCGUCCUAGAAAACCACGCUACUUCAACAGGGUUCAGAUGGGCUAUGAGUGGAAUAAGUACAACCAGACUCAUUAUGACCACGAAAAUCUUCCUCCAAAGGUUGUUCAGGGCUACAAGUUCAACAUCUUUUACCCUGACCUUGUCGACACAACCAAAGCACCCACCUUUCGCAUUGAGCGCGAAAACGGUCGGAAGCGAGGCGAAUCGUUCGCACCUGCUGGAGCUGAGGACACCUGCCUCAUUCGUUUCAUCGCUGGACCUCCAUACGAAGAUAUCGCCUUCCGAAUCGUUGACAAAGAGUGGGAUUACAGCGCAAAGCGUGAACGUGGUUUCAGAAGCAGCUUUGAUAAGGGAAUCCUCCAACUGCAUUUCCAAUUCAAAAAGAUCUAUUAUCGGAAGUGA